This is a messenger RNA of Helicoverpa zea (corn earworm), 1052 nucleotides long. RefSeq lists its product as uncharacterized. The coding region runs from base 1 to 993 and encodes 330 amino acids. The record is from RefSeq and is a predicted model, not a curated record. The transcript is spliced from 7 exons. Lineage: Eukaryota; Metazoa; Arthropoda; Insecta; Lepidoptera; Noctuidae. Gene Ontology annotation, cellular component: endoplasmic reticulum; membrane; Golgi apparatus. Gene Ontology annotation, biological process: negative regulation of apoptotic signaling pathway.
AUGAGCAGUAACACAUCCAGCAAAGAAAGCCAUGCUUCCGAAAAUGAAGACAAAACCACCAAAACUGAAACUUUAGAUAACAACUUGACUACUGUGGAACUUGGUGAAGUUAGAAAUGAUGAUAACGCAAGGCAAAAGCACGGAGCCAAUGAUAAAGUUAUCAAUGUGGAUAAAAUGACAAUCCUUGAUGUAAAUAUUGCGAAAGAGAUGGCUCAAGGACAGUUAACGGGCAAACAUCCAGUUGUUAAGCCUCCUCAUUACUGGGUGCAGUUCAAUUUUGCUCAAGGCAAUCAGAUACCAAUGGACGGUAUCCCUUUGGACUAUGACCCGGAUAGAAACUUUUUUGUCCGAAUAGUUUUUUCUAUAGUACUGUUUAUGUUGAUCCUAACUGCUGGUUUUGUUGCUUUCGUAUACUUGACGGAUGCAAAGCGAUUAUAUAUGCGUUAUGGGAUGUUUUUUAUGAUUAUUGGAAUGGUAGGUAUGUUAAGCCUAAAUUACGCUAUGAUGUGCAGUCAAUGUACGAGAGUGCCGCCUUGUAAUUUCGUUUGUUUAUUUCUUGCGGUUAGUUUCAUGAGUCUCAUAGCGGCAUACGUUACUAUAAGAUACAGAACCCAGAUCGUAUUGCUGGCCUUGUUGGCUACGAUAGUGACUGUUAUUGUAUGCGUAUGUUUGGCAUGCACAAGAUUUGACUUCACAAGAUUUUUGUUAUAUGUGAUUGUGAUAUCCGUGGCAUUCGGUGUUAUAGUUAUGAUAAUAAGUAUCACAAUGUUAGUGACAGGUACCAGGUUCACUCCUCUGGUAUUAGCUAUACUCGUCAUUGGCACUCUCUUGAAUGUUGUGAUACUAAUCAUGGAACUGCAAAUGAUACUCGGAGGCAGAACAGUGGAGUUGAGUGAAGAUGACUACGCUUUGGGCGCUUUCAUGCUUUAUACGUCUAUAGUCGAUAUAUUCCUACGCUUGGUACAGAUAUUAGGCAUAAUUGAUGAUUCAUGACAUAUUUCAGAAGAACUUGUUAGUGUAACUUUGGAACAGCAAAAUUUUAUAGAUGGGGU